CCACAGCGUUGAGUGGCAAGUGAUUCGAUGUAAGCGACCUAACCACCACGUGGCCCCUACACAGCCUCCUAGAACGUAAAUAUUAGAACAAACGCAUUGAAUAAAAACAGAACAGGUUAAACUUCGUGUAUGUAAAAUCGCGUUUUUAAUGACUUUUAAAACCGUUCUGAAAUGUAAAAUAUUAAAAUUCAUUGUAUGUAUCGCGUAAAUGUUUAUUGAUUGGUGGAUCUUACAAUUUAGUAGUAAACUUAAACUAAACUGUGUAUUCAAUUGAAUAUGUGGACUGUGUGAUCAGAAAUCUUAAGGUCUGGGAUAAAACACUUACUGCCGAGUGACUUGCAGUCGAUCGAUGGCACCCGUAUGCGGUGCUUUUGUGCUAGGAUACAUGUAACAGACAUUUAAAGUAUCAGAUUGGGAUGAGUCUCUUUGAUCAUCCUUAAAGCAGUACAAACAGUAGUUUACACUGAUAUAAUAUUUCCGGCGUUUCAUAUACAUACAACCAUUUUAACUACUCAUCAAUGGGACAAACAGGGUCAAAGGACGGAUGGCGACCUCAAAGAAAUCCUUUCCAAGAGGAUGAAAUGCCACAUCCGAAACAAGUUAAAACGGACGAUGGAUCAUAUGUAUGGAUUGUUGAAGACAUGGAUCUCUUAAUGCGAUUUGUUUUCCUCGGGUCAGACACUACGUACAAUGCAUCAAACGAACAUCCGCAACGAAAGUAUGCUGAAUGUAUAGACAGACUGAUUCGUGACGGAAGAGGAGAAGCUGUUGUGCGUCGUAUAUCAGAGAUAAGUCAUUAUGGAUGGGCUCCAAGGCAGAAUUUCUUAAUAUUUGCACUUGCAGUCUGUGCGAGUUCAAACAACCUUGCAACUAAGUAGCUGGCUUACGAAAAGCUCUACACGAUUCGUCGCACUCCUACCCACCUUUUCUUGUUUGUUCAAUACUGCAAACAGGAAAAACAGGAAAGUGGUGUAAAAAUGGGCUGGGGAAGAGCUCAUAAAACAGCUGUAUUAAAAUGGUACGAAGAGAAAAGCAGAGACCCUGAAGGUAUCGCGCGUCUUUUAACUAAAUAUAAAGCACGUCAAGUGGCUACAUAUGAUGGAAAGAAGGGGAGAUGGUCUCAUAGGGUAAUUUUUCGGCUUGCUCACCCAUCACCGUCUGAUGAUCUGAUGAAACUGGUUGUGGCGUUUGUCCUGAAUGGCUUCGAGGAAGCUAAAAACCUAGCAUCAAAGACUUCAGGGAAUAAUGAGAGAGUUACGAAGUUUUUGACUUACAUUGAAGGAACAACGAAAGCAAUGAAAUGCACUGAUGAAGAUGAAAUGGUGGAGCUUAUCCACAAAUAUAAGUUAGAACGGGAACACGUUCCAACGCAAAUGCUGAACUCAAAAAGCGUUUUUGAAGCAAUAAUCAAGAACAUGAAGCCUGAAGCUAAGAUCCGUAGUAUCGGCAUGAUAUCUGCUAAAGGUUUUUGUGGCGAAAAGUCCGAAAUCGAAAAAGAAAUAAUAGAGACGCUUACCGAUGCUAAGAUUUUACAUGAUGCAAGGGUACAUCCACUAAAAGUGCUAUCGGCGUUAUUGCGGUACAAAAAUGGAAGAAGCUCAAAUGGGGAAACAAAAUGGACCGUGAAUAAGAAAGUUGUAGAGGCUCUAAACAAAGCUUUUUUAUCUUUUGAUAAAUACCUACAUCCGACAAAGAAGAGUUUACUGCUAGCAGUCAAUGUAAGCGACAGAAUGAAAGUUCCAUGUGAAGGUUGUCCUGCAGUGAAAUGCCACCAGGUAGCGGCCGCGAUGAUGAUGAUGACAGUUCAAACUGAACCCAAAUGUAAGAUUUUCGGGUUCUCUGAAGGUUUGUCACCAAUUUACCUUGCCAAGACAGACUCACUUUCUCAAAUUAUAGAGAAAAUGAAUUCACUGCAAGGGGGACAAGCUGAUAGUGCAAUACCAAUGAUGUGGGCAAAAGAAAAGAAAGAGAAGAUUGAAGUUUUUAUCGUGUACACUGACAACAUGCGUACCGGAGGACAAACUCAACCAUCAACGGCCUUAAAGGACUAUAGAAAAGAAAUGAAUAUGCCUGAGGCGAAACUAGUUGUGGUGACAAUGGCAUCCAAUAAAUAUGCAGAAGCAGAUCCUGAAGAAACUGAUUACGGAGCGAUGAACAUUGUUGGUUUUGAUGCUAAUGCGGCCGUGCUAAUAGCAAACUUCAUUGCUUGAAUAAUUGUCGUUUUGUCUUGCAACUCUCAGCGGCUUAUCGGUUGGACAGCUACUAAGCAAGUAUUUCAGAGAGAGAGAAACUAAAUGCUGUUCUAUAACAACGAAAUUUGAACUCUAAAGUAACGUUUGUGUCUGGUUUGAUAGCUAAUUUUGAGAUAUUGUAUAUAAGAACGACUGGAAUUUGUUUUUCUUGAAUAAACUGAACCAGAAUUACCGCCUUUGAACGAUCUGCGUCUACACCGGGUGGUUCUCUUACGCACGUAAUGGUGACACGGAGCAUCAUAUGUAAACAUGCAGGAAAGUAUGUGUUGUAUUACUUUAGAUAAAGCAUUGUACACUGUGCCGUUAAAUCAUUUUUAUUAGGUAUCAAAAGCGCCUUAAUGUAGAGGACCUCUUGGAAAAGAUGCCAUAUCCCUCUUACUUCAAGGAAUAAUGUAAAUCAUUUACGCUUCGUUAGUCACAUAUUCCCAACUGAUUUGUAACGUGUAAAUUUCAUACCACCAAUCUGACAUCAACAAUAACAUCAUGUUAAUUAGUGUCGUGGCGUUAAAAAGUACAUUUUUCAAUGUUACACAGCCAAAACAACGAAAUGUUUCUCAUUUAGUUGCUAAAAUGCAGAUGUAACAUAAAAUAGGCACUCACUCUAUUGCGCUCUUAUUUUGUGCAAAAUCUUUGCUAGAGAGAUCGUGCAUAUUUUCCGAUACAAAUCAAAUAACCUGUCAUUUUAAAGUGUAUUGUCUACUGAAAAAAUAAAAUAUAAAUUACAUGACAAAAAUAUAUUAUAGAUGUUUUAUUUUUUUACUUGAUAGUCUUCAAUGAUACGAUUUAUCAAAUCGCAGUCAAGAACAUGGCUUCUUGCAUACUUUUUUGGUCGUUUUAUUUACUAAUUAUUGUUUAUAUUUUCGCUCUAUCCAUUGAUAUUUUAAUAUAUUUUCUUUAGAAUUAAGAUAUGUAAGUGUGUUCGUUCCUUAUAUUUGAAAAUUCGCUAAAAGUGUAUUCGAUGUAACCAUUUUAUUUUACAUAAAAUAAAGAAGUGGGAAAACGGGAGGUUUGAAAUUGUUUCUUAGAACCGGAAAUUCGUUAAAAACAUGUUCGUUAUAAGAAAAGUUAUGUAUGAUGAGAGAUAAUUGUUUUUCUUGUUUUGUUCUGCUUAACUUUACCUUUGUAAUGAAUAAUACAUUUACGAUUACUCCGAGUAUUCUAAUAUAUACGAGGGGUGUUCAAAUAUGAAUGCAACUAGGCCAAUUUUCAGAAGUGCUUAACAAACAAUGCCAAAAUAAUUAUCUCAAUCCUUCAAAAUACUCACAACCAUGUGAUAUACAAAGUUUCAGUUUUUUAAUCCAAUAUUUAAAUUCGUUUUCAUAAUCUUUUCGAGGUAUACUGUUCAGACACUGGAAAAAAGCCGAACCGAGAUUUUUGCGCGUUUGAUAUUUUCUUCCAGCAAGGUGUUUUUGAGCCUCGGAAAUAGGAAAAUGUCACAAGGGGCAAGAUCUGGCGAAUGAAGAGGGUGAGGAAGCUCGACAACCUUUUCCUGUUUCAGAUAUUCGCGUACAUUGGCCGCUUUGUGUGACGAAGCAUUGUCAUGCAACGAUCGGACACCACGGAGACCAAGUGCUGGUCGACGGUUUGCGAAAUAUUUUUUUUUAAUUUAUGAAGGACCUUGCCUUUGUAAGACUUGGCAUUUACAGAUUUACCCCUUUUGUACGGUAAUUUGAAUAGCAGGACCUUGAUUUAUAAAGAAAAUUACAUACAUUACCUUUUUGACGCUCAUGGUGCGUUUUGCUAUGCAAGGUCUUUGGCUUCCUUUGGUUGCCCAUAUUUUGUUCUGUAUCUUUCGCUUGGGCUCAUAAAAGUGACUCCACGUCCCAUCGACAGUGAUCAUAUUGGCGAAAGAACGAUUGUUGUAUUAAGGGAACUGUUUCAACAAUUGACGAUUCUUACCCGAGCAAGUUUUUGCUCUUUUGUAAGGAGAUGGGGUAUCAAUCUGGCACUUGUCCUUUUCAUUUUUUAAUCACGUCUGAGAAUUGUAUGAGCAGCUUCUACUGGGAUACAAACGCCUUUAGCUGUAUGCUUAGUUGUAAAUCUUGUAUCGGUAGCAAUCAAAUCCUUUACUUUUUCAACUAUUUUUGGCGAAGUUGCAGUUUUCGUACAGCGUGCAUGAGGCGUAUCUUUUACAGAAUCUACACCACUUUUAAAUUUCUUACACCACCGUGUGACAGAUGAAAAAGAAUGUUCAUUGUUCCCAUAAACACGACAUAUUUCAUUUAAUAUGUGUUUCGCCUGUAUGCUAAAAAUACAGCUGUUCUUGAUAUAGGACCGUAUUUGGUCAGUGAAAGGAGACCUCUUCCUAACCAUUUUAACUUUAGUGUACACGAGUAGAUAGAGUUAUUCGAGCUAUUGUCAAAGCUAGACUAACGGAUUUAAAAACCUGCUCCAGUCCUACCUUUUAACCUUAAACCGUCACUGAAAAAAGCAUGAAAAUCCUGACUAUGAACUAUGAAAUAAAGUGUGGCGCGUGACCGUUAACUGUUACCUAUUGUAAUCAUGGGUUGCACACACACAAUAGGAUUUGAAUAGCCGCGGAGCAGGGCUUUAACAUGUAUUGUUUCAAUGGAUCUAUGCAAUGCAUGCAAUUUUUGUGUGCAAAUCUUGGUUAAAAGCGAGAUAUUGGCCUAGAUGCAUUCAUAUUUGAACACCCGUCGUAAUUGCAUGUUUUUAUACUCCCGUCUGAAAGACGCGAUCGGCCGGCGUCCACAAGCAUUGUUCGGUGCAUUUCUUCUUUAUGCAUGGAUGGAUUUCGUUGUAACCUGGCACAAAUGUUCACCAUCAUGAGACGGAGUUUCAUGUGCGAAAACCAGGUUCCUAGGUCUAAGGUCAAGAUCACACUUAGAGGCUAAAAGUCAACCUAAAAAAAAUGACUUUGUCCGGAGCAUUAUUUUCUUCUGGCCGUUGAAAAAAUUCAAAACCACUUUCUGUGGUACAACAUGCAUGUUAUAUCCAUUUUAAGUGUAUUUUGACCCAGCUCUACCUAGAAAGGAGCUUUGUGUGGAGUUGUAUUAUAUAGAACUGUUUUAGGAAUAACUUCCCUUUGUUGUUACUGUAAAUAUCUUAUAUUAUAACUUUUUUAUAAUUGGCAAAAAAAAUAAUCCAUAAUUAUGCAAAUACAAGUGCUAGUGUAAAGGAAUUUGCUAUGACGGGCGUAUAUUGUGACAUUCUGGCACUCUUGUUCAAACAUUUGAAUAUUGUUUUACAUGACAAAAAAGCAUGCGUAAUAUACAGUUACAUAGAAAGAGGCCUUGAUCUCACAUGCGGAUUCUGAAUUCAAGCUCUUUUAAUGGCAAUCAGUAUGUAAAUACAGAAAUAUUCAAGAGAGUAAUAGAAUUUUGUUAUUUUGUGUCAUUCCCUAUUAUGCUUCAUUGUAUUAUUAUUUGUUUUAUAUUGAUGACUCAUCGUUACUGCAAAUGCUGUCCAAGGUUUGAGACGGAGGUAGGAGAAGACCUUUAUAAGCUUAGCUUUCGGAUCUAAUCCUUUUUCAGCAUGUAUGAUAUCAAUAUUGUAAAUUGUAAAUUGUAGUAUGCACAUAUGUUUGAAAUAAAAUAUGUUUAAACUAAACUAAGGUUUGAGAUAUUAUGUAUUUCAAUAAGUUAUUUAUAUUCUACGGUUUUCUAGAGGGUUCCAGCAACAGGUUGUUUACAUUAUAGUAAAGUCUUGGUUAUUCUGGAUUUUUCCAGAAUAUUCUUUUUAUUCUAAGUGAUACAUGAAAGUGCUGGAACCUUCCAUGAUGCUUUAAAUUUCAAAACUGUCUGAGGGCAGGGCAAAUCCUAAAUAAGAUUUUACUGAAAAACGUAUUAGUAUUUCUAGAAAGCAAUAUAUUACCAGUUGUGCUUUCAAAAAAGAAAUUUAUCUUUAAGGAGAGGAUUCAAAUUUGUUGCAUAAACUAAAUACAGUAUAAAUACUGUGAGGAAUUCGCAAUUAUUACUAAUUCGAUCGAAAUUUUACUAGGACAGGAUUUGGAAUAUUCUAAGACUGGAUUUUACGGCUAGUUGACAUUUUAAAGGCAUUUUAAUUGUUAAUAUUUGUUAUAAACUUCGUUAUGUUAAUAGUUGCUGGUUUGUUUUUCUUUUACAUUUAGUUCUUUAAGUAACAAUAAUCUAUUACUCUAGUCGUAACAAUAAUAAAUGGGGGCCUCCGAGCCGAGUGGUUUAGGUCGCUCUGACUUCAAAUCACUUGCCCUUCACAGAUGUUGGUUCGAGACUCACUCGGAGCGUUGCGUUCUUCAUGUGAGGAAGCCAUCCACUGGCUUACGGAAGGCCGGUGGUACUACCCAGGUGCCCGCUCGUGAUAUAAUAAUGAAUGGAGGGCAUGUGGGGUCUUCCUCCACCAUCAAAGUUGGAAAGUCACUGUAUGACCUGUAAUUGUGACGUUAAACCCAACAAAAAUAAGAUAACAAAAUUAAAAAUGUUCACACUUAUAAAAAAGGAAUGUCAUAGCAUUUUUAUAAGGUUAUCGGAUAUCUUUAUCAAUUGGUGAAAAUCUCUAGAACAGUCAAUAAUGACAGAAAUAACUUGUGUGGUCUUCCGUAUGUGACCUUCAGAAAAGUGUUAUUUGUUGCUAUGGAUGCAUUUAGCAAAUAUUCAACGCUGAUUUAUUGUAAAAAAAACCUUUGCACAUAACCUUCUGUUUCAGUCAAUUUCAGUAAUGGGAAAUACUACGCUUGUAAGUUAUGGCAUUUGAGUUAGCCAAACGUCAUAUUUUGUCCACAUGUUAUAAGUUUACGGACAAUAUUGAUUGAAAGGGUAUAACUGUUUCAGUUAUACUAGAGUUAUUACCCUUGAAUCAGUUAAUACUGCUCCUUUGCAUAUUUAUUUAUAAUAGUUUUAACCGCCUCGAUUGAGUCGCAUUGAGUUAUUGCCCUUUAAUUAUUCAACAAUAGUACAUGUAUAAUAUAAAACAAUUCUUGUCCGAAGAAUUUGUCAGCAACCAGUGUUUGGAAUUCAGCCAUACGUCAGAAGAAAUUUUUAUUGUCUUAAUAAGAAUUGCAUACUAUCUUCUUGUACUGGUCAGAUGAUUUAUCACAGUGUUAUAGACAUCUAUUAUUCAACAAUAUUAUACUAAGGUACAUCUCUUGUCUGGUGUGUUCCACAACAACCAAUGGUUGGAAUUUAUUGUAACUUCAUAGAAAACUUCACUAUCAUGAUGAGAUGAACAUAUUGUUUUCAUUUUCCGGUCGGAUGAUUAUUAACCGAGUUAUUACCCUUUGAUUAUCCAACAAAAGUAAACUAUAAUACAAUUCUUGUUCAGAGUAUUUUAAGUACCACUGGUUCUUUAUAGAAGACUCCACUAUUAUGAGUAGAUGCGCAUAUCAUCUUCAUUUUGCGGUCGAAUGAUUUGCCACCAAAUUAUUGCCUUUGGACUAAUUAACAGUAGUAUACUAAAGUACAAUUCUUCUCAGCUACUAUUAGUCCGAAUUUAGCGAAACUUCAUAGGAAGCUUAACUAUUAAGAGGAAAUGCGCAUAUAAUCUUUUUGUUUGGGUCGGUUUAGUUUUCGCUCAGUUAUUGCCCUUAUUAUUCAGCAAUAGUAUACAAUAGUACAAUUCUUGUCUGAAGCAUUUCUCAGGAAACAUUGGUAAGCGCUUAGCCAUUCUUCUUAGAAAAGCUCAUCAUCUCUAGGAGAUGCGCAUAUUAUCUUGGUGUUCCGGUCGGAUGAUUUUCACAUAGUUAUUGUCCUAGAUAAUUAAACAGUGAUAACCUAUAGCACAAUACUUGUCUUGAGUAUUUCCCAGCGAUCACUGGAUGGAAUUUAGCCAUACUUCAUAGGAAAUUUUACUAACAAGAGAUCGAGAUGCGCAUAUUAUCUUUGUAUUUCUGUCAAAAGUUUUUUUCACUUAUUGCCCGUUGAUAAUUCAACAUUAGUGAGCUUUAGCGCCAUCAUAUUAUUUCACAGCAACUUCUGCCAAAUGCAUAAAAUGCUUCUCUCUCUAGAGGUGAUGUGCAUAUUUUCCUUAUCAUCCGUUUGAAUGAUUUUUAAUGAGAUAUCGCCCUUUGAUUAUUCAAUAUUAGUAAACCAAUGAAUUCCACUUUUUUCUUUUCAUGUGCAAUUUUCGAGGAGCAUCCAUCGGUUUUACCGAUAUUUUCUUGUUUAUAUUUAUCUAUUACCGCGUGAAACACAACAACAUCUUGGUUUAUAUUGUUGCAGUUUUCAAACUUGCCAUCGCGUUUCAACAACACAAUAAAACGCAUAUUCAUAUAUUUCUUUUUUUUUUUUAUAACGCUGCAGUGAAUUUUACCCGAAAGCAUCACAUUUAGAUGGGAAAGUUAUAAUUGGGAUUUCUUGCCUUCAAAUAUGUAGGGGUCAGUAUAAUA
Molecule: messenger RNA, 8574 nt
Organism: Mercenaria mercenaria
Lineage: Eukaryota; Metazoa; Mollusca; Bivalvia; Venerida; Veneridae
Product: RNA-binding protein RO60-like
Exons: 5
Coding region: 978-2210 (410 amino acids)
Cellular component (GO): ribonucleoprotein complex
Molecular function (GO): protein binding; RNA binding
Source: RefSeq, a predicted model, not a curated record